GACCUUAGAUAUUUUAAAUCGAAGAAGACCGACAGAGGGAAUCUCCAGGAAGGAUGGAUCAACACCCAGGACCCCAUCAUGUGCUCGUACAAACUUGUUACAGUGAAGUUUGAAGUGUGGGGACUACAAACACGUGUGGAACAGUUUGUGCACAAGGUGAUACGAGAUGUUCUUCUUCUAGGACACAGGCAGGCCUUUGCCUGGGUGGAUGAGUGGAUUGAUAUGACCAUGGAGGAGGUGAGGGAGUAUGAGCGUACCACUCAGAAGGCUACCAAUCUGAAAAUUGGCACCUUCCCCCCAUCCAUUGCCAUCUCAGAGACGCCUCUGCCGUCCAGCGCCCGCAGCGGCCCCAACAGCGCACCAACAACUCCCCUCUCCACCGAAGCUCCGGACUUUCUGUCUGUGCCAAAGGAGCGACCAAGAAAAAAAUCAGCUCCAGAGACCUUGACCCUGCCUGAUCCAGGACGCAGGGAUUCACUCUUCAAGCUGCCAAGUUUUUUCUCCUGGAACUCCAGUCCGCAACCAGAAUGAGGGUUAGGCCUAGACUUUAACCUGUGAAUCACUAGAGGAUGCUUGCUUUGCACAUCCAACGAUGCCCCAACUACUCCCUGGCCAGUUUUAAGUGACAGAGGCUUUCCGCAGAUCUGGUCAUCCCCACCCCCUCAGUAGAGUUGCAGGUGUUACAGCAGUCAGCAGCUCUGAGGCUGCCUUUACGGGUAGAGAGUCCGCCCCUUCAAAAUACCCAAGUCAUUUGAGGAGUCAAAGCAGAGUUUGUUCCAACAUAGAAACCGAAAAGGAGCUGCAACCUCCAUGUCUUAGAUGUAGAACAUCCAUCCCAGUUUACAGAGAACAAACCUCGUUUCCAUUCAAACUCAGUGUCUAGAUAUUUUCAGGGUUUCAGUUAGUUCACAUUAUGUACAGAAUUAGAUUUUUGCUGUUUCACCCUCUUCUGAGUCUGUGGCUUUAUUACCUGAAGCUUUUUAAUCUGUGUUUCUAUUCAUCUGGAAAAGGUAAUGACAAUGUGAUAGUGAAACAUUAAGAGUUAUAAACUCAUAUGUACAGUGAUUGAGUGAUGUAUAUACUGUAUGAACAUGAAUUAAACAAUAAAUUGUAAACACUUAAUUUGAACUUCUGUGAUGAAGUAGCUAUGAUUUAUGUUGCAUUCUUUGCCAGACUAAUUUUUCCGUGUAUCUAUAGUGACUUAUCUCUGCCAUGUGAAUCUCUCUUGGUGCCAUAAUGCUUUAAAAUAUUUAAUAAUUGAUUGUUUUGUCUUUUGCUCUCAUACUGGAUGUGUUUUACCCAUGGUUUUAUGACUGCUCAUGCAGUGUCCUCUAGAUGUGACUUUGUCUCCCUUCAUUUUCAGAUAAAUAUAAUUUUUGUAUGCAUUAAAAUUAAA
Cyprinodon variegatus (sheepshead minnow) is the source of this 1396-nucleotide messenger RNA. Its product is annotated as cytoplasmic phosphatidylinositol transfer protein 1-like. The annotation marks the transcript as partial. Gene Ontology annotation, molecular function: phosphatidylinositol transfer activity; phosphatidylinositol binding. The transcript is spliced from 3 exons. The record is from RefSeq and is a predicted model, not a curated record. Lineage: Eukaryota; Metazoa; Chordata; Actinopteri; Cyprinodontiformes; Cyprinodontidae. Gene Ontology annotation, biological process: phospholipid transport. Gene Ontology annotation, cellular component: cytoplasm.